Molecule: messenger RNA, 561 nt
Organism: Strongyloides ratti
Lineage: Eukaryota; Metazoa; Nematoda; Chromadorea; Rhabditida; Strongyloididae
Product: Craniofacial development protein 1
Exons: 3
Coding region: 1-561 (186 amino acids)
Source: RefSeq, a predicted model, not a curated record
AUGAAUAAAGAAUUACUUGAUGAUAAUAACUACGAUGAUGAAGAGGACGUUGACUAUACACCAGAAAGUGAAAACGAAGAAGAUAUUAUAGAUAAAGAAGUAAAUUUAGAAGUUUUAGAGAUAAAAACAUUUGAAAAUAAAAGUGAAAACAAUGAUGAAGAAAAAAAAUCUGAAGAUGAAGAUGAUGAAGAGGUAUACAAACAAUUAUUGGAGGCAGGAAAUAUAAAGUGCCAAGUGACAACAGAUUUUACUAAAAGUUCUACUGCAUCAAAAAUAAUAAAUACUAAAAUCAAUUCAAUUCCAAUUAAAAGAUCAGCAAAAAGCAGUGGCCUUCUAGAUAUUGCCGAUUCAACAAAAAAGAAGAAGACAACUUCUCUCUCACAAUGUACUGAAUCAUGGAAGAAGUACGUUACAAGUAAAGGUAUAGCAGAAGAACUAGUUAGUUUUAAUAAAGGAAAAAAUGGAUUUUUGGCAAGGCAGGAUUUUUUAGCUAAAACAGAUCUCAGACAAUUUGAAAAGGAAAAAGAAGCCAGGAAUGCAUUAAGAAAAUCAAAACAAUAA